Molecule: messenger RNA, 3628 nt
Organism: Asterias rubens (European starfish)
Lineage: Eukaryota; Metazoa; Echinodermata; Asteroidea; Forcipulatida; Asteriidae
Product: dual specificity protein kinase TTK-like
Exons: 17
Coding region: 117-2819 (900 amino acids)
Biological process (GO): peptidyl-serine phosphorylation; protein localization to kinetochore; mitotic spindle assembly checkpoint signaling
Cellular component (GO): spindle; kinetochore; nucleus
Molecular function (GO): ATP binding; protein serine/threonine/tyrosine kinase activity; protein binding
Source: RefSeq, a predicted model, not a curated record
CAGAUCAUAGUGUUUAGUCAUGUGAACAGCGCUGUAUUUAAAGUCGGUAAACAACAAGUUGGAUUGAUGGUCGGAAUUGCACUUUUACACCAUUUGGCAAGGCUCCAAAAUCCAUCAUGGAUCAAACAACGCAAGUGAAGAGGAUAAUAGAGGCUGGUUGCCAACCAGAAGACUGGCUGGUCUACAUCAACAUGCUUGUGAAGGAUACGCAGUUAUCUAAUAUCACUAAUAGAUAUAGAUUACUGUGUAGUGCUUAUAACAACGCUCUCAAACUUAUCGACUUGGAAAAGAACAAUAAGAAUCCAGCAUAUGCUCAAAUUUGUAUUAACUUUGCAAAGUUGAAAAUGACCCAUGAUUUUGACGAUGCUCGGGUGGUUUUCAAAUAUGCCAGAGCAAAUAUCAAAACUCUCGCUAUUGUCCAUGUAGAAGCUGCCCAGCUGGAGCUCACUAGAGGAGAUGAAGACAAAUGUUUGGACAUCUUAAAGAAAGCACGGAAUCUAAAAUGUGAACCGACUCAAAUGGUUGAAACAGCCAUGGAACGAUUUAACAAAGGUCUAAGUAGUCUACAAGCUGACAAUGAGUUUACCAUCCCAUUUUCUGAUCAUACUAAGGAGCAGAAUACAUCUGAGUCUCGAUCGUUCUAUACAGGGGUGUCCGUUACUCAGAGUGCAUCUAAGAUUAAGAGAUUGAAUACUCUAUCAACACCGGAUUGUAAGAGUUUACCUGUUCCUGUCAGUGCUAGUGUUGGAGCAAGUGCAAGAGGGAAAAACAGGCCAAAUUAUGGACUACCACAGAGAGUGAAGCGCAGAGUUUUGCAAGUGACUGAGGUACCUCCAUCGAACCCUGAUGAUAGCGAUGAUGAUUAUCCAUUGUCAGACAUCAAACCACUCGAGAAGACAACGCCUCCAAUCUCCGAUAAUCUCAAAAUUGAACGUCUUGCUUCUAUUGUUGAAUCACCUAAAGUUGAUUCGAGUGAUUCUGGUGUUGCGAUGAUGGAAACACCUUCAGUAGAGAAACCACAUUUACCCUCCAACAAUUUCAGUUUAGACACCCCCAUGCAGAAAAGUGUACCAUCCCAGAUUGCGCAUCCACGAACGGACAUUGAGCAGUUCCAUAAGAGUGGUAGAGGGGUGAGCCAAGAGACUGAGGAGCUACAACACAAUGGAUCAGUAAAGUCUGAAAGUUUGAAGCCACAGAGUUUAUUCAACCCAUCAUCAAAUGGAACGGUCCAACCACCAUCAACAAAUGGAAUUGUCCAGCCACAACAGCCACAACAGCGUCAAGCUCCCCCUGUUGCUAAUGGAUCGUGCCAUCAGCCGCAACCCGUUAGCGUUGUACCACAAAAUUGUGUUCCUCAGUACAACCAAAUGAACCCUGCUAUGAUGCCAGUACAGACUGUCCAGAGAAAAGAUGUCAUAACAGUCAACAAGAUUAACUAUCGAAUACUGAGAGUAGUUGGCAAAGGAGGCUCUUCCAAGGUAUAUCAAGUUUUCAGUGAAAGUAAGAAGAAGGUUUUGGCCAUCAAGUACGUGACAUUAGAAUGUGCAGAUCAGAUGACAAUACAAGGCUACAUGAAUGAGGUCACAUUACUUCAGAAACUACGCAAGAGUGCAAACAUUAUUCAUCUCUAUGAUUAUGAGAUAACAGAUUCUCACAUCUACCUUGUAAUGGAAUGUGGAUCGAUUGACUUAGCUUCAUUCUUAAGUACCAAGAAGAUUAAUGCUCAAGAUAUGAAGUUUUACUGGAGGGGAAUGUUAGAUGCUGUGGAUGUCGUACACCAAGCAGGUAUUGUCCACAGUGACUUGAAGCCCGCUAAUUUCCUGUUUGUUGAGGGUGCUUUAAAGCUGAUAGACUUUGGUAUUGCUAAUGCUAUCCAGACUGAUAAAACCAGCGUGAUUAGAGAGUCACAGAUUGGAACCCUUAACUACAUGUCACCUGAAGCCAUUCAAGAUGUCUCGGCAACACCUAGCGCUGGUGGGCAACGGAGACCGAAACUUAAGAUAAACUGCAAGAGUGAUGUAUGGUCUUUAGGGUGUAUCUUUUACUACAUGGUGUAUGGCAAGACACCAUUCCAGCACAUAACAUUCAGUUUAAUGAAACUACAGGCCAUCUGUGAUCCAAGGCAUGUGAUUGAGUUCCCAGCCGUUGAUAACCCUCACCUCCUGGAUUUACUCAAGAAAUGUUUACUUCGUGACUCAAGAGAAAGGCCAUCAAUUCAAGAACUGAAGAAACAUCCAUACUUCCAAGCAGAUCCACCCCCUCCACCAGAACCGAGUCAGUCAAAUGUUCCUAAUCUGACAGAGGAACACUUGAAGAGUUUAAUAUCCCAGUUACAUGUUAGUCAUGCUCAACUCAACUCACCAACGAGUAUAUCAGCUGUCUCAAAGACUCUGAUGGAGCAGCUACAGUCCGGUCAGCAAUUGGAUAUCUCAACUGCUUUGAGACAUAAACCCAGGAAUUACCACCCAGUUCUACAACAGCAUCCUCCUAAGCCUCCACCUCCUCUUCCAAUUCAGUCUCAUCCAGCGCUUCGAUCUCAACCUUCUCUUCUACCUGCCCAGUCUUGUCCUCAAGUCAUCAGAAUGCCGUUACAGAUUGUACAAAUGGAAGAGAUUCAACAUGCUCAGUCUGCUCUACAACCACUCUGUAGCUCUAAGAAUAUCAAGUAUAUGAAACAAGAAAGUCAAGAAAAGGAAAAUCGUGAUUUGGAAUCUGUUCUGAGAAGUCAACUUGCCAACAAAUAUCAGAACGCAAUCCCCGUUCAAAACACAGAGGAACAAACAUAUGAGCAAACUUGGGGAACAGAAACUUUAAAGUAAUCGGACUGCAUGGCUUCACUAACAAGAACAAUAAAGUAACUGAUUUCCAUGGCAACAUAUAAAUAACCAUUUCAAAUAUCAAAUGUAUAGAUCUUGUAACAUUGGAUACAAAAUAGAUACAGCUCUUUUUUAACUAGAUUUAACUUCUGUUUUGAUAACAAAAUAUAAAUCAUGUCUGAUUUAACAUUCUUGAAAAAUUGCUAAUAAUUUAUAAUGACAGUUCUUGUAGCUUUUAGAACUUGGCAUUGAAUAACUGACUUGAUGGACUUUUUGGUUCUGAAUUACAGUCCAGCAGAAUAAAAAAUGUUUGCACUCAUACUUAGCCUGGUUAUAAAUAAAUGUGCACUCAAAGAAUGAACCUUACACAAAAAUGACAACUCUAUGUUGUAUUAAUUUUUGUAUUUUCUUGCAUAUCACAGAAAAAAAAAAUACCUGGUAUGAACUGUAAACAGUCACCUAUCAGACAAAAAUUAAACUAUGAUUUUUAUCCUUAAUCCUCUAAAAUACCUAUAAAUACAGUCCUUGAAUACUUUCGCUUUCAUGUAAAUACUGCAGUGAUGGCGUGGAUGUCAAGCAUUAAUUGUUUUCUAGUUUGUCCAAUAUUUGAAUCUUAUCAUACAUGGCUGAGUAGAUUUGUGGGUGCAAGACAGCACAGCCCUACCGAAUCGGGUUAUGGAUGACACUAUAUGCCAAGGUUUCAGACAGUGUUGUCCUGCAAUACCAGUAGCAAACCAGUACAAUGCUUAAAGGCAGUGGACACUAUUGGUAAUUGUCAAAGACUAGCCUUUACAGUUGGUGUAUCUCAACAU